GCGGGGCUAGGGAAGAAACUUCCCCAGCGGGCGUGUGGCCGCGGGUUUUGCAUGGUCCAAUGAGGGCGGGCGGCGUGGCCAGGGCUGGUGGCGACGAUGAUGCGCCUGCGCAGAGACGGCAGCACGACUGGGGUUGACUCCGGGGGCGCGGCGAGGAGAGAGAUGAGGCUGAGCUGGGUCUUGACAGUACUGUCCAUCUGCCUGAGCGCCCUGGUCACGGCCACAGGGGCCGAGGGCAAACGGAAGCUGCAGAUUGGAGUCAAGAAACGGGUAGACCACUGUCCCAUCAAAUCGAGGAAAGGGGACGUCCUGCACAUGCACUAUACGGGGAAGCUAGAAGAUGGAACAGAGUUUGACAGCAGCCUGCCCCAGAACCAGCCCUUUGUCUUCUCCUUGGGCACAGGCCAGGUCAUCAAGGGCUGGGACCAGGGGCUGCUAGGGAUGUGUGAGGGGGAGAAGCGGAAGCUGGUGAUUCCAUCAGAGCUGGGGUAUGGAGAGCGGGGAGCUCCCCCAAAGAUUCCAGGUGGUGCAACCUUGGUGUUCGAGGUGGAGCUGCUCAAAAUCGAGCGACGUUCAGAACUGUAGCCAAACUGGAGAGGGGCGGUGGAGAGGCCCCCAUCAGGGACCAGACUGUUUAAAGAAAAAAAAAAAAAAAACCUUAAAACCCA
Dama dama (fallow deer) is the source of this 668-nucleotide messenger RNA. It is a transcript of the gene FKBP2, whose product is annotated as FKBP prolyl isomerase 2. Bases 97 to 585 code for a protein of 162 amino acids. Gene Ontology annotation, molecular function: peptidyl-prolyl cis-trans isomerase activity. NCBI's taxonomy places the organism in Eukaryota, Metazoa, Chordata, Mammalia, Artiodactyla, Cervidae. The transcript is spliced from 6 exons. The record is from RefSeq and is a predicted model, not a curated record. Gene Ontology annotation, biological process: protein peptidyl-prolyl isomerization.